This is a messenger RNA of Hydatigera taeniaeformis, 1953 nucleotides long. The record is from the annotation of a GenBank genome assembly. NCBI's taxonomy places the organism in Eukaryota, Metazoa, Platyhelminthes, Cestoda, Cyclophyllidea, Taeniidae.
AUGGCGGAUGUUCUCGGGCUUUUGCGUGAGUACCACAUUGGUAAUAAAGAAAUUGUGGAGACCAACGAUGAAAUUGUAUUUGGAGAAUUUGCUUGGCCUAAAUCUGCAAAGACAAAUUACGUUAUGUGGGGCACUGGUAAAGACGGUGCCCCGAAGGAUUACUAUACACUGAAUUGUAUCGUGUAUCUCUUGAAAAAUGUUAAUCUUCCUCACUCAAAAUAUGUUAGGCAGGCUGCGGCAGCAGGCAUACCAGUAGUACGCCUACCAGAUCGGCGCGAACUGCUGAAUUAUCUAAAUGGAGAUGCUGCCACCGCUGCAAACAUUGAUAGGACAGUUCCUGUUGAUAUAACUAUUCGUAGGCCUGUCUCUAAGGGGACCUUGGAUGUACAAAGCCUCGAUUCAGACGUAUCUGCUGAUAGUAAAAGGCCGCGACUAUCCUCCUACGAGCCAGAAGAAGCUAAAUCUCUCGACCCACAGCAUGAUGAUCCUGCUAGAUUAAAAAGCGGUUCCAUUUUGGAGCAGUCAGAAGGAAGCGCCCUUCCUUCAGCUAUAUCACUGGAUAAAAUUCAGUCUCUUCGCGCGAAAUUCCGGGCAAAUCAGCAGGUGGCAAAGCCGGAGACAAUUGUGAAUCACAUCGGCAGUCCAGAUACCUUGGAUCCCACCGCCGUUGUGACCGGCGACGGACCACUGCUGAUGACUUCUGGUAUCUCUUCCUUUACCUCAAGAUCUGCUGAUGCAGCUUAUCAAGGUCCAAAUUCUCAGUUUGUGGUUUCUGUUGACGAUGCUCAGCUUGCUCUUGCUCGUUCCGCUGACCCUAAGCGUGCUGCUUUUCUUUCUUCGGACAUGGAUACCGUUCGAGUGAUCUCAUCACGUGAGCGUCGAUGGCGAACACGGGGAAAUAUUCUUCAAAGUCAAGGAAAGACCUUCUAUGAAAAUAUCGUUCUAGGGAUUUUGCGGAACGUCAUGCUAAAAGAAAACGCUCAUUUGGCACCGGAUCGCCGUGACACUUACGGCAGCGUAGUUGGAACCAUGAACAACUUUUAUAAGACACCCCUAGUAGCUCCUGUGGCUCACCAGCGGCAACAGAGCCAGCCCCCCGCCUUGCAGUACUCUCGGUAUGAUCAGGAGCGCUUUGCUGCAGGUCGUGAGGAUACGGCGGGCUUUAGAAUUGAUACAAUGAGCUCCUAUCAUGGCAAAGCGCUCACUUCAAUGGUAGGAAGCGGUGUCAACGUCGGAGUAUCGAAGUCAAAUGGCGGUGCUCUGUCAGUGCCAGGUCCUACCUUCGAGGGCUCCGGUGUUGCAGUUGCACCUCCGACAACGCCCGGUCACGAGACUCCUCGCGGUGCUCGCACGCCUCGAGAUCCACGUGGUCUGGGGCUCGGCACGCCCCUUGCUGCUGGCCUCACGCCCGAUCCAUAUCGUAGCUCCCGCUCUAUGGUUUCCCGGUCGAAACCCCGCGCGUCUCGAGUUCCUAUCAUCAUCAUUCCAGCAGCACCGACAAGCCUGAUUACAAUGCUCAACGCCACUGAUAUUCUUCAGGAUCUCCAAUUUGUCUCUACCGAGGAGAAACGAAGUCAGGGCUGCAGACGUGAUAACGAACUUUUAAUACAUCGUCGUAAGCCCGAUGGUCGAACGGUUCCCUAUCGUGUUAUUGAUCAGCCAAAUCGACUGCAACCAGAUGAAUGGAAUCGAGUCGUGGCUGUCUUUGUCCAGGGUCAGGCUUGGCAGUUCAAGGGUUGGCCUCUUGGUGGAGAUCCAGCAGUGAUAUUUUCUGUUGUCAAAGGGUUUCACAUAAAGUAUGCGAACAUGCCGCUGGAUCCGAACGUAGCCAAGUGGAAUGUGCAUGUAAUCAAUUUGGAUAGACGGCGCCACUUGGACAAAGUCAACUUUCAAAGCGUUUGGGACCAGUUGGACAAAUUCAUAGCAAAGAAUAAACCCUUCCUGAGAUCGUAG